AUGGAUCUGCCAAAUACUUCAGACGGUAUGGGCGAAGAAGACUCAGCCUAUUUCUUUCAAGACCCCGAUAAUACUUGGAACUCCACUUCUCUCGCCCCCCCUUCUGCUGAGAGUUAUUGGAAAGAGACUCCCUACGAAACAAGAAUAGGUCAAGACCCCGAUUAUACAUUCGGCCAAUAUCCUGCGACCGAACUCUCUUUCAGUGAGAACCCCGAAGGCCUCUUCCCGACUCAUCCAGUUCAUAAUCAGGUUGCGGAGGGAGACGAAGCUAAUGUGUCUACUGAUAACAUGAUCCUUGGGGCUGGACACUGGAAUUUCUCGAGGCAGAGGACAAACGUUCCAACUGAGGAUUUCAGAGUUUCGACUGAUUCCCCUGACCUUGCAUUUAUCGAGUUUGGACAGCGGCCGGUUAUCCUUCCAGCUACAAAAAGUCCUAAUAAUGAUUUUCCAGCUGCAGAAUUCCAGACGGCAGAGGGCAGUGCUCAGUCUGAGUUGACGCCACUGAGCUCUACUUGGUCCCAAACGCCCAGGAAGCCGAAAACGACAAUGACAGAGGAAAAGCGUAUACUAAAUCGUUGUAGAGCAGCCGAUCAUAGGAAGAAGGCAAAGAAUAGACAGAUCGAGCUUAUUGAAGCAAUUAGACAAAUGAAGGAAAAAUGUGUUAGCCUUGAAAGCAAUGUCGCACAAGCUGAAUUUUCGGUGGCGACUGUGCGCUCUAGAUUACCUUUUGACAUACAGUCACAAUUUCCAUUGCCAGAUCAGUACACGUACUGGCAAGACCACACUGAAACACAGGCGUCAAAUUGUACUGAACUGAUAAGCACAGAAGCCUCGCCGACACAGGUUGAUCAAUUGGAGUAUCAAGAUUCGAGGAGGACCAUCGACUCGGAGACGACAGCGGCUGAAAGUAGAAAAGCAUGCAAUCAAAAAAGUGCCAAGAUUUCAAAGGACAGACAGAAAGCCCGACUUGAGCAAAUGACAAGGGAUCUUUCAACGUUACGUAGCAGGCACGAGCAAAUGUCUACCUACCUAGCCUCCCUAGCUGAAUUGGAAAAAAAUCUGAGUGCCGCUGUGAACACGUCCCCUAUGUAUUGA
Molecule: messenger RNA, 1095 nt
Organism: Kwoniella shivajii
Lineage: Eukaryota; Fungi; Basidiomycota; Tremellomycetes; Tremellales; Cryptococcaceae
Exons: 4
Coding region: 1-1095 (364 amino acids)
Source: RefSeq, a predicted model, not a curated record